AUGUCAUACAUAACUCUAAGCCUAGGCAACCGGGAUGCAGUGCCACACAGUGCUCGCAGCUGCCCUGGCAAGGAUCUCAACGCAGAGAUCGACCGCCUUCAGGGGAAGAUACAGGAGCUCGGCGGGCCCGAGGCAGCUGUGGCGGAGCAAGGGGAGCUGGUCGAGCUGCUGAAGACCCGCACCACCAACGAGGCCCGUAACUCCGACAUUUCCGAGCAGCAGAAGGACACUUUGGCCAUGCUGAUGGAGGCUCGUUUGGGCGAGAUCGAGCGCUUGCAAGAGGCACGAGACGCAGUACGACUGGAGCUGCUGAAGGUCAAGAAAAGCGGAGGCACGGAUGUGGAAGCCCAGGAAGAGUGCAUCACCAAAUUGGAGGAGCAGCUUGCAGCUGCAAGGGCUGACUGCGAGAAGAUGUCCGAAAAGGCCGCCGAGGUUGGCAUGGGCAAGAUCUUCAGGGCUGCCAUCUUGGCCCUUCACCGGCAGGAUGAGGACUCCAUGGUCUCCUACCUGCAGGACCAGCUCAAUCUCCUGCAGGCGACUUCUGCAGAGGAUGCUGCGGAGGUAAAGCGCCUUGAGGAGGAAAGCAACGCUGCUUUGCAGAAAGCGCGGGAGGCAGCUGAGGAGGCGAAGGCGGCUGCAGAAGAUGCACUGCAGGAGAAGAUGGAGCAUGUCCAGGCCAUUGCGGCAGAGCGCGAUGCGGCACAGAGCGAAGCCCGUCGUCUUACGGAGCAGAUGGGCAGCUCAAAGGAAGAUCUCAUGGAGAAGCAGGAGGCAAUUGCCGCCAUCAUCCGAUCGGAAAUGCAGUCUUGGGAAGACAAGCUCCAGAAAGCCGACGAGUCCGAGAGGGUCUUGAAGAAGUCCUUCGAGGACAUGGGCGUGAGUUUGCAGGAUAUGAUGGCGAUGAUCACGAAGGGCGGUGGCUUUGGUGGAAAAGAUGGCGCUGUAUGCCAUUUCGUCAACCUGUGUGAAGAUGCUCAUGACGAUGGCUUAAUCUAUCUCAUCCCCGAAGGCACAACCAAGAUCAAGAAGUACGAGGACGACGAUGAGGAAGUCUGCAUCAAGUUGGAUGGCGACAGCAUACGGCCUGUGCAUGCGAUCCUGGAGUCUCUGGAAUCCAGUGGAGUUACGAUCAAAUCUGCAGAAAAAGAUGCCGUUCUUUGGGUCAAUGGCAACGCUGUCGAGUACGGUGGGGCCGGGGUGCGAUUGGAGCACGGCGCGCGCGUCAUUUUCGGAAGUGACUUUGUAUUCAGGUUUGUGGAUCCUAAGGGGAAAAAGGCGAAGAAAGUAGCUGCUGCAGCAACCUCCACUGGCUUCGACGACAAGGGCAUGCCGGUGGUAAUUGACUGGCAUUAUGCUAUGGCCGAGUUGUCCCGCAAGAAUGGGGUGGAUGCAGAAGAAGAGAUCCGGAAAGCAAGAGAGAAGUUGAAUGAUGAGAUGGCAGAGAAGGAGGCCAAACUGGCCGAGGAACAGAAGAUGCUGGAGGAGAAGAUGGAGGUGGAGCGAGCAGAGUACGAAAAGCAGAUCGAAGAAUUGAAAAAAGGAGCCAAAGCGUCUGACCCCGAGAAGCUGAAAGAGGAGCAGAUGCAGACGCAGUUGACACUUCAGAAGUUCAAAAGCAAGCUGGACAUGCAGAGAUCACGAGCUCAGUGGGUUCGUGCUGCCUUCACAGCCGGCAAGGAUUCCCGAUUUGAGUUGGACAUCCGCCUCUCACGUCAGCAAAUGGCCGAGCUUCAACCUCGGUUGGUGGAGGCAAACAGAAUCGCCGCAAAUGUGGGGGUGCAGUAUGCCUUCCAUUUCAUCGAUGCCAUAGACCCCAGGGCUCGAAGACAAGACUCCAAUGUCGACGAGAAGAUGGUUGAGGAAGCCAAGCGGCUGCUGCUUCAAGUCAAG
This is a messenger RNA of Symbiodinium sp. CCMP2456, 1890 nucleotides long. Lineage: Eukaryota; Dinophyceae; Suessiales; Symbiodiniaceae. The record is from the annotation of a GenBank genome assembly.